This is a messenger RNA of Cornus florida, 1017 nucleotides long. Its product is annotated as peroxidase 72-like. The record is from RefSeq and is a predicted model, not a curated record. Lineage: Eukaryota; Viridiplantae; Streptophyta; Magnoliopsida; Cornales; Cornaceae. The coding region runs from base 1 to 996 and encodes 331 amino acids. The transcript has 4 exons. Gene Ontology annotation, biological process: response to oxidative stress; hydrogen peroxide catabolic process. Gene Ontology annotation, molecular function: heme binding; peroxidase activity.
AUGGCCAAGUCCCCGAGCUUUCUCAUGGUCACAACUCUUCUCGCUCUUGCCCCACUUUGCUUCUCUCACAAGACCAGUGGGGGUUACCUCUACCCACAAUUCUACGACGGCUCGUGUCCGAAAGCCCUAGAAAUUGUCAAGUCUGUCGUUGCAAAGGCUGUAGCCAAAGAAGCCCGCAUGGCUGCUUCUCUGCUUAGGAUCCAUUUUCACGAUUGCUUUGUCAAGGGCUGUGAUGCAUCAAUACUCCUAGACAGCGGUGGAAGCAUAAUCAGCGAGAAGGGGUCGGUCCCAAACCGGAACUCGGCUCGUGGGUUCGACGUAAUCGACCAGAUCAAAUCUGCACUGGAGAAGGAGUGCCCUCACACAGUCUCUUGUGCUGAUAUCAUGGCUCUAGCUGCUAGAGAUUCAACUGUCCUGUCUGGUGGACCUAGCUGGGAGGUCCCAUUAGGAAGAAGAGACUCCAGAAGUGCAAGCUUGAGUGGCUCAAACAGCAACAUUCCUGCUCCAAACAAUACAUUUCAGACUAUCCUCACCAAGUUUAAGUUCCAAGGGCUUGACAUAGUUGAUCUUGUGGCACUGUCAGGGAGUCACACAAUUGGGAAUUCAAGAUGCACCAGUUUCAGGCAGAGGCUCUACAAUCAAUCCGGGAAUGGGCAACCUGACUCCGCGCUGGAGCAGUCAUUUGCUGCUCAAUUGCGGACAAGGUGCCCAAGAUCUGGUGGUGACCAGAACCUGUUUUUCUUGGACUUUGUCACUCCUACAAAGUUUGAUAACAGCUACUUCAAGAACUUGUUAGCCUCAAAGGGCCUCUUAAGUUCUGACCAAGUUCUAGUGACUAAGAACCAAGCAUCAAUGGAGUUAGUGAAGAAAUAUGCAGAGAAUAACGAGCUUUUCUUCGAGCAAUUUGCCAAGUCCAUGAUCAAGAUGUCAAAUAUCUCUCCAUUGACUAGUACAAAGGGAGAGAUCAGAAAGAACUGCAGGAAGAUCAACACUUAAGACCGCAUUAUUACAGCAGCA